AACUGCAUAAGGUUGGUAUUUAAAGAAAAUCACACUGAUAAUGAUUUACUCUUUAAAUCGCAUGACAACAGAGCUGCUGCAGAAGUUAUGGCAGAUCCCAGGACCUUUGCAGAUGUGAGGAAUAACGUUCUUUCAGCUCAAAAAAGAUCAGGGAUCAAGGAAAAGGUUGCGUUCUACAGCUCCUGGGCCGAGAGCUAUGAAGAAGAUUCUGCAAUAUUGGACUACCGUGCUCCUUUCUUAGCUGCAAAAUGCAUUGCUUCACACUUCACCGGCGAGAAAGAGAGAGCCAUUAUUUUGGACGUGGCAUGUGGGACAGGGAUGGUCUCUGGAAAUUUAAAGAAAAACGGAUUUUGCCACUUUGUGGGCUUGGAUGGAAGCGAGAAAAUGUUGAGUAUGGCCAGAAAAACAGGCCUUUAUCAGGAGCUUAAGCAGUGCAUGCUGUGUGAGGAUCCCUUUCCUGUUCAAGAUGAGUCGUAUGAUGUUGUAGUAAUUGUGGGAGCUCUGAGUAUUGGAAAUGUGCCAGUGGAAAUCAUCAAGGAGCUUUGGCAAGCCACCAAGCCGGGUGGCUAUGUGUGCAUGACUACAAGAGGGAAUGCUGAUAAUCACGAGUACAAAGCUGAGCUGGAACAUGCGAUUCUUGCGAUGGAGGAAGAAAAGAAAUGGAGACGUGUCACUGUCGAUGUAGUGGACCAGUGGGAGAAGGCGGUGUCUGACCAUGAGUGUGGAUACAUAACUGGAGUUGUUUAUCUAUAUCAAAAAGUGUUUUAAAUUCAGAAUUGAUUGUGCUAAAACAGUGCUAGGAGCUGAAAGAAAAGCAUAUUAUAUGUGUGGAUGGUCUUUAAACAAUAGCCUACUAGUGAUUUUAUGUAUACAAAUUUGGCAGGUGAAUGGGACAAAACCAAUGACUAAUGUAAACAAUUAGAGGAACUCUUUUUUUAUCAAUUUUAUUUUGAAAAAUGUUUCCGCAGUAAAGUCUUGCUGUUAAUUAAUGUAUCCCCACUAACCAAGCACUACAUUGAUUAUCAAAAUAAUGAUUUGGCAUUGAACUUAAUAAUAAGUAAUGUUAAUUCUUUAUUCUUAAUGGUUGAUUAGGUUUCGGUAACAGCAGCUCAGAGAGUUGUUCCAGCUACAAUUUUAAAUCUAAAUUUUAUGGAAAAUUUUCUAAAGUGUUGUUAACCUUGAAUAUGUGGUUGUCUAGGGUUUAAGGUAUUGGUCUACCUAUUGGAAGAUUGUGAGUUCAAAGCUCAGGUCCACUAAGCUACCAGCCCUUAACCCUCAAUUUCUCAGUUAUAUUAAAUGAGAUAAAAAUGUACGAUUCUCUGGGUAAGGGUGUCUCCCAAAUUCAGUAAUUGUAUAGGAACUUUUUAUUUACAGAGACUGAAACAAGAAGAGCAGGGGGGCACGGUGGCUUAGUGGGUAGCACGUUCGCCUCACACCUCCAGGGUCGGGGUUCGAUUCCCGCCUCCGCCUUGUGUGUUCUCCC
Molecule: messenger RNA, 1483 nt
Organism: Tachysurus fulvidraco (yellow catfish)
Lineage: Eukaryota; Metazoa; Chordata; Actinopteri; Siluriformes; Bagridae
Product: methyltransferase-like protein 27
Exons: 6
Coding region: 88-768 (226 amino acids)
Molecular function (GO): S-adenosylmethionine-dependent methyltransferase activity
Source: RefSeq, a predicted model, not a curated record